Eimeria acervulina is the source of this 280-nucleotide messenger RNA. RefSeq lists its product as hypothetical. The record is from RefSeq and is a predicted model, not a curated record. The transcript is spliced from 2 exons. Lineage: Eukaryota; Apicomplexa; Conoidasida; Eucoccidiorida; Eimeriidae. The annotation marks the transcript as partial.
GCUGUGUAGCGUUCAGCGUAUAUUGCCACGCAGCAAGUGCGGAUCAAUGCAAGAUGAGGCGCAUAUGCGUGUUGACCACUGCAUUGUAUUUGGCAGCUGUAGCGUUGUGCAUUGGGUGGGGGAUGGGGUGAACCUAAAUGGGGGCUUUCUAGCGUUAAGCGUAUAUUGCCACGCAGCAAGUGCGGAUGAAUGCAAGAUGAGGCGAAUACGCGUGUUGAAGACUGCAUUGGAUUUGGCAGCUGCAGCGCUGUCCAUUGAGUGGGGGAUGGGGGGAUGCUAA